CUCCCGGACCGACCUCGUCUCGACUCUUCUGCAGGAGGAACCGCUGCGCUUGGGCGCCRGCCCCACCCGACCUCGCGCAAUAUGAAAACGAUGACGGGAUCAAACGAGUUCAAACUAAACCAAACUCCUGAUGAUGGGAUUUCCUCGGUAAAAUUUAGUCCAAAUACGUCUCAGUUUCUGCUUGUUUCUUCCUGGGACACAACUGUCCGACUCUAUGAUGUUCCUGCCAACACCCUGAGACUCAAGUAUCAGCAUUCAGGAGCUGUCCUUGACUGUGCUUUUUAUGAUCCCACACAUGCUUGGAGUGGAGGAUUAGAUCAACAAUUGAAAAUGCAUGAUCUAAACACGGACCAAGAAAGCCUUGUUGGUGCCCAUGAUGCUCCUAUCAGAUGUGUUGAGUAUUGCCCAGAAGUGAAUGUGAUGGUGACUGGAAGCUGGGAUCAGACAGUUAAACUGUGGGAUCCCAGGACUCCUUGUAAUGCAGGGACUUUCUCUCAGCCUGAAAAGGUGUACACGCUGUCCGUGUCUGGAGACAGACUGAUCGUGGGGACUGCAGGUCGGAGAGUGCUGGUGUGGGAUCUGCGGAACAUGGGAUAUGUUCAGCAGCGCAGAGAAUCCAGCCUCAAGUAUCAGACCCGCUGCAUCAGAGCAUUUCCAAAUAAACAGGGUUAUGUUUUAAGUUCUAUUGAAGGUCGUGUUGCAGUGGAAUAUUUGGAUCCAAGUCCUGAAAUACAGAAGAAGAAAUAUGCAUUCAAAUGUCACCGUUUGAAGGAGAAUAACAUUGAACAUAUUUACCCAGUUAAUGCCAUUUCUUUCCACAAUGUCCACAACACAUUUGCUACAGGAGGUUCUGACGGAUUUGUAAAUAUUUGGGAUCCCUUUAAUAAGAAGCGGCUGUGCCAGUUCCACCGGUACCCCACGAGCAUAGCGUCGCUCGCCUUCAGCAACGACGGCACCACCCUCGCCAUCGCCUCCUCCUACAUGUAUGAGAUGGAUGACGUGGAGCAUCCCGAAGACGGUAUCUAUAUUCGCCAAGUGACAGAUGCAGAAACAAAACCCAAGUCUACUUAGACUUCUGCUGAUCUCUUCUCUACAAAAGUUGCCCACGUCCUCCUAACAAGACCAAACUAAAACAGUAGAAGUGGCAAGAACAAUCUUUGUGUUGAUGUUAUUUUCAACUAAGAAAUAUUUGUAUGUUGCAGUAUGUCAUAAUCUGUCAUUACUUUUCUGCUUAGAACAGUAGUGAAUCARUGUUUACUUUAACUGUUAGCUGUAGGUAAAUAGUUCUUUCCUGUAGACAACUUUGCUUAUACAACUCCAUGACAACUUAUGGCUUUUUAUCCUAUCCUAAUUAUGAAAAUUUCCAAUGUUCUCAGAAUUGUUCAAUAAAUUUAUAUUCUAGGCUUUUGAAAACAAAUUUUGUGUAGUAACCUUUACUCUUUGAGAACAAAUAUUGAACUUUAAUUUGCAAGAAUUCUUGAGUUCUAGGUACUUAUUUAUGARAAACUUCUUAACCUUCUGGGUAAGGUAAAAUGAUAAUUCUUUCCCUACCUGAGGAUGUCUGACUACUCAGGUAAUGUUUUCAGUGGUGUGAGAGCCUGAUGUUGUGUUAGGAAUGCUGGUUUAUCUUGAUGACCUGAUAUUACUGAUGGAUCCUUGCUGGAGAAAAGCGAGGGCUCUGUAGCAUAUAGUGCUCUCUUGUUUGUCAUCUACAACUGCAUUUGUAGAGAAGUCCAACGUUAAUCAUGCAUGUGAAGAACUGAGGGUAGRGGGAAGCAAGUGGAGACUUUAGGCUGUAGUAGGUUGGUUUCCUCAGGUCUGCAAGUUCAGCCCAAGAAGUUUGGAUGACCUUGUCCUUUUCUGCCUUUAUUUGUGAUAGGAAGAGUGCAAAUGCUCUUCUGCAUUGUCACAACAGCAGUGCACUGUGCACUUUCUC
Messenger RNA from Nothoprocta perdicaria, 1936 nucleotides. It is a transcript of the gene BUB3, whose product is annotated as BUB3, mitotic checkpoint protein. Gene Ontology annotation, molecular function: ubiquitin binding. The transcript is spliced from 8 exons. Gene Ontology annotation, cellular component: bub1-bub3 complex; mitotic checkpoint complex; kinetochore. The coding region runs from base 82 to 1071 and encodes 329 amino acids. Gene Ontology annotation, biological process: mitotic spindle assembly checkpoint signaling. NCBI's taxonomy places the organism in Eukaryota, Metazoa, Chordata, Aves, Tinamiformes, Tinamidae. The record is from RefSeq and is a predicted model, not a curated record.